This is a messenger RNA of Trypanosoma cruzi, 4026 nucleotides long. RefSeq names its product protein kinase, putative. The transcript has a single exon. Gene Ontology annotation, biological process: autophagy of peroxisome; macroautophagy; protein targeting to vacuole. Gene Ontology annotation, molecular function: ATP binding; protein binding; protein serine/threonine kinase activity. NCBI's taxonomy places the organism in Eukaryota, Euglenozoa, Kinetoplastea, Trypanosomatida, Trypanosomatidae. The record is from RefSeq and is a predicted model, not a curated record. Bases 1 to 4026 code for a protein of 1341 amino acids. Gene Ontology annotation, cellular component: phosphatidylinositol 3-kinase complex, class III, type II; phosphatidylinositol 3-kinase complex, class III, type I; late endosome.
AUGGGGAAUCAGCUGGCAGCAGCAUCCUCCGUCAACGUCGCGGAUGUCUCGUCAACAUUGGCGCUCGUGGCACCUCUUGGGAGGGAGCAUCGUUAUUACUUCCGCUCAUUCCACUGUGCGAAGCUGGCAGGUGCGGCGACCAGUACCACAGAGACGCUCCGCUCGCGUCAUAUUUUUACCUCUACGAAUGACGGCCGUGCGAAGGACAUGUCUUUGCGCCACCCGUUUCAGCGAGCGGGUAGCACGGAUGUCGUUGUGAAAGUUUUUGUACGUACUUUUGGAGACAACCAACAGAAGCAGUUGGUGGAGUUCUGCUACGAGAAACUUCUAGAGAUUGAUGGGCGAAUGCGAAACACCCAAAGCGCCGCAUCCAACAGCACGUUUAUGAAUGGCGGCAAUAAUACGGCCGUGGGGAAUCAUCAUCACUCUCCUGCUGCCCCACCAGCACCAUGUAACGUGUUGUUUUACUCGGGCAUGGAGGUGCAUAAUGAUCGAUUUUGUAUGCUGCAACGAUCUUAUGUCGCCUACUCACUUUCGGAACGACUUGCGACGCGGCCGUAUUGGAAAAUGGGCGAGCGUCUCUUUGCCGGGUAUCAGCUCCUUCAAGGGCUGGUGCAGUUACAUGAUAAAUGGGAAACCGUUCAUGGGGACUUGAAGACAGAUAACGUUUUGGUAGACAAGGCUGGGUGGAUUUACGUGACGGAUGUUUGCCCUUUUAAGCCCGGCCUUCUUCCGGCAAACAAUCCGGCCCUGUUUGACUACUACUACGACACAAACGAGACGCGUAUUUGUUUUUUGGCCCCAGAGAAGUUUUUGGACGAGACGGUUUUGUUUAACCCAUCGAACUUGAACGCAAACGCCCAUACAAAAGCGAUGGAUAUUUUCUCGGCGGCAUGUGUAUUGGCGUACAUCUUCACGGAGGAGCCACUCUUUUCGCUCUCGGACACUCUCAGUCUCCGCCUCAUGCAGACACAGGAGGAACGUGAGUCCAGUGUGCAAAAGAUAUUAAUCGAACGUGGCGUUCCCCCAAAUGUGCGCCGAAUGCUUCUUGACAUGUUGUGCAACCCCCCAGCGACUCGUCCCACGGCACGACAGUUGUUGGAGACAUUUACGCCGUCGGUGUUUCCAUCGUACUUUGGCUUUAUUUACGGUGAAAUUCUUCCACCACUUCUGGCCCGCCCACCAGACCUCAAAGUACAGCUACUGCAUUCCCGACUGACGGAUAUUAUGGAUGAAGUGACACAACGCUUUGGCAAAAAUGAGGAUGCAACCAGUCAUCUGGCGGUUAUUCAGGAUGCCAAACAGUUGAGUGUGCAGCUGCUUCUUCCCGUUAUUUUAAACGCCGGCCUCCACCUCAUUACAGAUGACGCUUUCUGUCGUCUUAUUUCCAUUCUUCAGAAGAUUCUCCCCUAUUGCUCAUCGGAGGUGCAGAAAGAUAUACUUCUCCCUUACGUUCUCCACUAUUUGAAGUUGGAAUGCCACCCGGUUAUCGCGCGCAUAAUUGCACUGCGGACCUUGUCUAUGAUAUGCCACUCUAUCCCUUUUUCUGCCAGCGAUGCAACCAUUUUUGAUGAUCUUGUCCUGCCGUGUAUCGAGCAACUCUUCUUGAAAACGGACACCACCGAUGUUGCCCUUCUUGCGGAGGUUGCGGAUCAGUUACCCAGGAUCUUAUUGCGGGCCCGCGCCUUUUUGGAGCACUGUCAGGCGCUUGCAUCUGCUAAUGCGUGGCAAAGCGGCUUUGGGGAGCAGCUGAACAGUCUUCUGGAUCGUGGCUGGGAUGCCUUUCGAUUACUAUACAAGCAUCAUCAUACAACGGUUGCUGUUGUGACGCUUCGCCGCACGGCGGAUGUGGUGGCGUUUCUUGGAGAAGAAAGAGCACAGGAUGAUCUUAUUCCCUUUCUUACAACAGCCAUUGCCUCCGCCAUCGAUAUUCAACGAGAAUUAUAUCCACAGGCGAUCAUGUGUCAUUUGCACUUGCAGACACCGAAACUAAAGACACUGCGUUUUUUUGUGGAAGAGGGACUGAAACAGACGGAUGUGACGUGCCUGGAACGAACCAUAGAGAGCAUCACAGUCAUUGUUGAAAAGGAAUGUUUUGCCGUGUGGGACAUUAUGCCGUUGGUGCAUCAGGCAUUACCGUAUAUUAUGAGCUCCAAUAAAUGGGUAAGCUCGGCAGCAUCUCGCAUGGUGGAAAAAGUGGCCUGUACGCAUCGCGUGAGUGAUGUAUGGAUGUAUUUAGAGUGUGCUGUUCGACCCUUGUUGCGUCACCCAGUACCGCUUUUCCGCAUGGCUUCAUUUCCUUCAGCUGUGAGGUUGGAAUUAUCGAAUAACAUCUACGUCGUGGAGCAGCUGAUGAGGAACAUGAAUUUAGAGACACGAUUCCUGGGCGGGGAUGCAGCUUUUUAUGAGCGCAUAUUGCGCAGCAGCACAAUUUAUGAUUCGCCUUAUUUCAAUUCAUUUGGGAUUGCAAAACGUUCCUUGCAGGGUAUUGUCUCACGUGCAACAUCCGUGGAUGUUACUUUCGAUUCAAGCAUGUUGAAGCCAGAGGUAUCCUCUACAGAAAAGGCGGAAGGGACGCUGAGUGACGGUUCUCGGAAUAAUAAGUGGGAAUUAUUUUUUAGGCUCACAAAGCGUGAGCAGAAGCGUUUGCUUUUACGGCAAAAACCACUACGAGAUGAUGGGGGCUUCAACGCGAUACCGUCCCUCUUUCAAGAGCGACAACAGUCUGUCGGCAGUUUGCAUACCACACGAGGAGGAAGUGGAGGAAGCCGCCGCAGUGGGAAUGAGGUGGCAGGAUCCCCGACCCUUUCGAUGACACAAGUCACUUGGGAAGAGAAGGAGUUAAAGCCGAUUGCCGCGCCGUGGUUUACGCGGACUUCUCACCUUGGUGGGAUCUACUGCUCCUCCGCGGCAAAAGGUGGGACGUUGGUGACAGCGGGCGGUCGAGGUGAGGCGAUUCUUUGGUCGCUAGGCUCAGAAGGGGUGGACUACUCUCAUCGCAUCCAAACCAACGCCUCUCUCAUGAGCACCUUUCUGUUUGCAGGCUUUAUGCGGGAGGGGCUUAGCCCACUUCUCUGCAUGGGCGGCACUGACGGGGAUUUUUGUGUUUUUGAUGUUGCGUGCAACAACAUUGUCUUGCGGCGUUUGUUGGACGGCAGUACACUGACAUCCUUUUGCUUGAUUGGUAAUUUUACCACACUUGUGUCCACUGCGUUGGGUGGUGUGUUUGCUAUUGAUGUUAGGGUGGGGAAAGACGUCUGGCAGACAAAACUGCCGCCUUCGGUUGGCCCACCGAGUGGUCUUUUACCUCUUUUUUUUGAUACCCAGGCGUACGGGGCGUCGGUGGUAACAUUGACGGGGGGAGUAGCCCUGUUUGACCUGCGCUUUCAGCUGAUGGUGCAGGAGUACCGCCUUGGCAAGGAUGAUGGCAACAGUCAUGAAAGCGGAAGGGUCAGUUGGCCAGGCACCCACGCUAUGGAUAAUCCAAAUGCCAUACUGUGCGUUUCCCCGGACACUACAUGCACUACUCUAGACAGGACCGACGGUCCGGGCCUGUUUUUAGGAACACAGGCAGGGACGGUGCACUGGAUGGAUCUCUCCACUGGUGAGAAUCGGGUUGUACUAGAGCCUGCCACAAUCGGAAAGCCGACGAGGGCAUUACUGGUGCAGCCAAAGCACUCAGUGGUCAUGACGGCAGGAAAUGACAUGUGGAUCAGAAAGUGGUGUUUGACCGCUCCUAAUCAAUCAAAAACCCUUGUGUGCCCGCCGUACACGUCCCCCGCGUACCACGGAACCACCCGUGGGGGAAUUGCAGAGGCUCAGUCACAGAACCAGUUUGUGAGUGCACGGCCUUUCAAUUCUAAUGAGCCGUGCCUGACAACUAAUGGUUUUGUAUGUGAUGGUGCUGUGCCGCGGCACCAUGAGGACGCCAUUCUCACUUUGUGUGCUGUAUCAAACGGAAAUGCGUCGUGCCUGGCGUCCGGGUCUCGUGAUGGCACACUGACGGUGUGGCUUAAUUCAGAGUAA